Saccostrea cuccullata (small rock oyster) is the source of this 564-nucleotide messenger RNA. Its product is annotated as nicotinamidase-like. The record is from RefSeq and is a predicted model, not a curated record. The transcript is spliced from 4 exons. The annotation marks the transcript as partial. Lineage: Eukaryota; Metazoa; Mollusca; Bivalvia; Ostreida; Ostreidae.
GUUGUUACCAUAGGUAGUCUGUGUAAUUCAUCCACACAAUGUGAUGUGAAGUACAACAUUACUCAGGCACUGUGGCCAGAUCACUGUGUGAAGAACACGAACGACGCUGAAUUUGCUGUAGACAUAAACAAAGAAAACAGUGAUAUCAUCGUAAGAAAGGGGUACCAUUGUCAGAUAGAUUCCUAUUCUGCAUUUUUCGAUAAUGGUGGAUUCAGCCAAACAGAGCUUGAUGCCAAACUGAAGGAAGAAAAUAUAGAGACGGUCAUUAUUACUGGUCUGGCGUUGGACUACUGUGUUUAUUAUACUGCUAAGGAUGCAAAGAAGCUAGGAUAUAACGUAUAUGUUGUACAGGAUGCCACAAGAGGUGUAUCGAAUGUGACUUCGGUUGGUGCCAUUACAGACAUGGACUCGAGAGGUAUUCGCAUGGUGCUGUCCAGUCAGCUUACAGCGGUUAUGGAGAAUCUCACAAGCGCAGGGUUUAUUAUGCAGAGUCCUUGUUUUUCUUGGAAAACAAUAGUUUUCAUUAUUAUUGGGUUAUUUUUGCAUAUGUUGGUACCUCUCUAA